CAAGCUGGGGAAGAUCCAGACUCUUGUAUUGUUGCUUUUACCUCAAAAACACUUGGUAUGGUAGUUAGCUUACUAGCUGCCGGUGGUGUCCAGCUGUCUGUUUUCACUCCGAGCUGCUUGUAACAUUUGUAUGCAUCGAGUUUAAACCAAGUGAGGAUGGCGAGUGUGCAUGAAAGUCUGUAUUUUAAUCCCAUGAUGACGAACGGGGUGGUCCAUGCUAACGUGUUCGGCAUUAAAGACUGGGUGAGUCCGUAUAAAAUCUCGGUGCUGGCGCUGCUGUACGAGAUGACCGCUUCUAAGAUGACCCUGCCGGAGAGAAGGAGGCUCAACAAGCUCAUCCUGCCCCUUCAACAGGGUCCAGACCUGACUCUCGGCCAGUUCCUGAAGACUGUGAAGGAGUGCUGUCCUCAGACUGCGUAUGCUGUCAAACUCAGUGGUAGCACUCCGAGCAGAGGUCCUCUCUCACAAAAACAAGCUGAAUACUUUCUUGCACGACAGGCGUAUCUUCUGAAGAACGAUGAGAACAAAGCCCUGAAGCCUGCAGCGCUGCAGGAGGAGCUCAACAACAUGCUCAAGUUUAACCCCGACUUCGCAGAAGCGCAUUACCUGAACUACCUGAACAGCAUGAGAGUGCAGGACAUCUUCCUCUCAGCCCACAGCCUCCUGCAUUAUUUUGACCGCCUCAUCUUGUCCAGUACCGAGGGGAAGAGCAACGGAGAGGAAGGCUACGGUCGGAGUCUCCGCUACGCUGCUCUCAACCUGGCAAGCCUGCACUGUCGCUUUGGCCACUAUCAGCAGGCUGAUCUGGCUCUGCAGGAGGCCAUCCGGAUCGCCCAGGAGUCCAACGAUCACGUCUGCCUGCAGCACUGUCUGAGCUGGCUCUACACCCUGGAACAGAUGAAGGGAACCGACAGCACCGUGCUAACGGAGGACUCGGUGAAAAUGGCCGCUCAUUUCUGCCUGCCCUACUUGGCGUCUCUGGGCAUUCAGUCGUUGGUCCAGCAGGGAGCGACGCAGGGUAAGACUGCGCACAAACUGAUGGAUGCGCUGAAGGACACGGACAUCCUGCACUGGAAGCAGAGCCUGUCGGAGCUGAUCGAGAUCAGUCUGGCGCAGACCACGUCCAUAUGGAGGAUGUACGGAAAGAGCACCAUGGCCCUGCAGCAGGCCCAGCUGCUCCUCAACAUGAGCAGUCUGGAGCCGGUCAACUUCGGGGUCCAUCAGAACAACACGGAGGCCUUUGCCGUGGCGCUCUGCCAUCUGGCCGAGCUGCACGCUGAGCAGGGCUUGUAUGCUGCAGCGUCAGAGGUUUUCCAGCAUCUGAAGGAACAGUUUCCUCCUCACACUCAGCAUGCUAAGCUCUGGAUGUUGUGUGAUUUGAAAAUUCAGUUUGAAAAACACAUGAAUGAAAGGAAAUAUCAUUUAGCGGAGCCGCUAGUGAACGCUGUCUCAGCCCUUAACAAAACAGAAGGACUCUACAGGAAAGCUCAAGUUCUGAAGGCGCUCAGCCGCAGCACUGAGGCAUACAACAUCUUACAGCGUCUGCAGGUCCACUGUGAGAAGACGAAAUGCACAGACGUGAUCAUCAGAGUGAUGCUGUCCACUGCUGAGCUGCACUGGGAAUCGUCCGGCUUCUCCACAGCUCUUCCCAUUCUCCUGCAGGCGCUGACUCUGGCCAGACAGCACCACCUUCAGUCCCUGGUCUCAGAAUCCAUCCUUCAUCUGGCCUUCACUCAGCUGAUGCUGGGAGUCCCUGAUCGUGCUCUGCUUGUUCUUCAUGAAGCCAUGGAGCCGGUUCUGGCCCACGGAGCUGUCAUAGACAAAGGGCGUGCCAUUCUGCUGGCUGCACGCUGUCAGAUGGCUGUAGCUGGGUUUGGACCAAAUGGACAUGGUCAACCAGAUUUGCAGUUGGCACUUUUGGCUGCUGACACACUGAACGAGGCUGCAGUCUAUUUUUCCAAGCUGAACUGUAAAGAGCGGCUGCGGGACGUCCACUACCUGCAGGCUCAGCUCCACCGCUACCUGGGACAAACCCAGGAGAGCAACAAAAGUGCUAUGCUCUUCCGGCUGCUGGACCAGGAGCUGCAGACUCCGGCACCGCCCGUUUCCAUGCAACUCUGA
Molecule: messenger RNA, 2121 nt
Organism: Nematolebias whitei (Rio pearlfish)
Lineage: Eukaryota; Metazoa; Chordata; Actinopteri; Cyprinodontiformes; Rivulidae
Gene: anapc5
Product: anaphase promoting complex subunit 5
Exons: 15
Coding region: 157-2121 (654 amino acids)
Biological process (GO): protein K11-linked ubiquitination; positive regulation of mitotic metaphase/anaphase transition; anaphase-promoting complex-dependent catabolic process
Cellular component (GO): anaphase-promoting complex
Molecular function (GO): protein binding
Source: RefSeq, a predicted model, not a curated record